AUGAAUGGAAGUGAGGAAGAGAGAUAUGGAGGAAGACAGGAGGAUAUCCGAAAGACUUGUCAAAGUCUGGGUUUUGUUGCCCUAAUAACCACAGCUUUUGAGAUGGAGAUUUCUAACCUAGUCCAGUCGUUUUCUUGCCAGCAAAUGAAUACAAACUUCCUCUGUAUUGAUCACGAAAAGGCUUUCGAUAGCAUUGAGAUGAACGCAGUGUUGGAAUCUAUGGAAAUACAAGUUGCCGAGGCGCAAUGCAUCAAACUGUUCAAGAGAUGCGAACUCUGGAUGCACAACAGAUAUAGCUCUUCUAUUCCCAUAAUAAAAGUUCCAAUUGAGAAGGGUGUCAAGCAAGGAGAUACCAUCUCUCCAAAGCUCUUUACCGGGCGUGAACAAUUAUCACGCCUCCGUUUCGCAAAUGAUAUGGAAUAG
Messenger RNA from Octopus sinensis (East Asian common octopus), 423 nucleotides. RefSeq lists its product as uncharacterized. NCBI's taxonomy places the organism in Eukaryota, Metazoa, Mollusca, Cephalopoda, Octopoda, Octopodidae. The transcript has a single exon. The record is from RefSeq and is a predicted model, not a curated record. Bases 1 to 423 code for a protein of 140 amino acids.